This is a messenger RNA of Bacidia gigantensis, 603 nucleotides long. RefSeq lists its product as uncharacterized. The record is from RefSeq and is a predicted model, not a curated record. NCBI's taxonomy places the organism in Eukaryota, Fungi, Ascomycota, Lecanoromycetes, Lecanorales, Ramalinaceae. The transcript has a single exon. Bases 1 to 603 code for a protein of 200 amino acids.
AUGCUUACUUACCUCUGGGCCGUCAUUGCUAGCAUACUGUCUGUAUUGCUCUUCCUUGCCAAUCUCGCGGUAUUCGAAGCGCUCCUGGCAUUCGUUCCACAGAACGAGCCGGACAACCAUGUUGGCGCUUGGAGUCCUUGGGUCACGAUAGGUCUCGUUGUUGUGGCUGCUUUCUUAGGGAAAUAUCAUCAAGCUCUCAUGACAUCCGCUGCUACACUCUUGAGACGUAUCUUCGAUACGAGGGAUCAAACAACAAGUGACCGACAUGAUGACGAGGGUGGAGAAUCGCCUCAGAUGAGAACCUCGAUGACUGCCCAAGCGAAGCAAGCUUCAAGAGAAGAGCGGAGUUUACCUGCCACAACAACACACGUCGUGAGCGUCGGUGUUACAAGAGCGCUCGCUGCUGGGCAUUGGAUCAAGGAGGAAUGGAUGCUACUGAAGGCCUUCUGGCGCAAUCCAGACGACAACAUUGAUAGUCACCAUACCGCAUAUCUACCAACGCACCUGUCAACAUGUCCCUCCAUCCCUGAACAAUACGUCUCGUUUGGAGAAUCUACCUUCCAUGACUUUCCGGAUCAUCAAACUCAGGUGACUACGACGUGA